This is a messenger RNA of Cryptomeria japonica (Japanese cedar), 1895 nucleotides long. Its product is annotated as hydroxycinnamoyltransferase. The record is from RefSeq and is a predicted model, not a curated record. The transcript has 3 exons. The coding region runs from base 115 to 1548 and encodes 477 amino acids. NCBI's taxonomy places the organism in Eukaryota, Viridiplantae, Streptophyta, Pinopsida, Cupressales, Cupressaceae.
AGCUACCCGUCUUUGUUAGGUGGGAAAGAAAUGUUGAGUCUUGUUGAUAGAUAAAGCCUGCACCGUGAACACUUGCGCCGUUGUAAAGAUCUAGCAAUUCACACACAUACAGUCAUGGCAGAACAAGCAGCAGAAACUGUUCUUGUGAAUGUAAGGAGUACGUUUAUGGUAAAACCGGCCAUCCCACCCCCAACGCAGGCCACGUUCCUCUCCGGCCUUGAUCUUUUCUGGAUACGCGUCGAGAAUGUUCAAACCCUUUUCUUCUACAAACUCUCUCCUACAAUGGAAUACACCUCAUUGAUACAAGACCUAAAGAAAAGCCUUUCCUCAAUUCUUGUGUAUUUCUAUCCUCUGACUGGUGGGUUAAAAAAAGGAGAAUCAGGCAGAACAGAGGUUGAUUUCACCGAUGGAGGGGUGGAAUUUAAGGUGGCGUCGGCCAGUGUACAGUUCGAAGACUUGGAAAAAGAUGGGUUUCGGAGUAGGCCCUUUUUCCAAACUCUUGCCCGCAAUGUCGAUGACUCUGCGGAUGAAAACGAUAGAAGACCGCUUCUGUCAAUACAGGUCACAGAAUUUGCGGGAAGCGGGUUGUGCAUUGGAACGAGCCUUCAUCACGUUAUAGGGGAUGGAAAUUCCUUUUUCCAUUUCAUGAAAUCUUGGGCAGAGUUUAGCAGAGGCCUUCCCAUUGCAAAACCUCCUCAGCACGACAGAACAGUUUUCAAACGAGAAAACAAGAAUUCCCCGUCACUUUCCUACAAAGCCCACCAGAUUGUAAGCGAUGGGAUAAGAGGGGCAAAUAUUUUCAAGUUUGUACCUGACGAUUCGAAAUCAGAGCACAAAAUAACAUCCAGUAUCGAAAAGGAGGGAAAAAGCGAAGAGGUUCUUCAGAAAAGGACCGAUCUGAUACAAUCGACGUUUUGUUUCACGGAAGAGAUAAUACAAGAACUGAAAAUACGAAGCAGAGCAAAAACCUCUUUUGUUGCAGUGGCUGCUCAGUUCUGGAGAUGCGUAAUGAGAGCUCGAGAGGUACCGCAGGAAGAGGGUGUUUUCUUCGCAGUGUUGGCUGAUUGCAGGGGACGUGUUAAGCCACCUCUUCUGCCAACUUACUUUGGAAACUGCGUAUCUUUGGGUGUGGCGCAGACUAGAGCCGACACACUCAUCAAUGCCGACAUCUCCUUCGCUGCGGGUGUUAUCCAGCAACUCAUCAGUUCCUGCACCGAGGAAGCACACAUCAAUCAUAUGAUUGACUGGGUUGAAUCCUGUAACAAAGAUUUACUUAAAGAAGCUGGUUGGAAAUACGGAACUAGGGUCGUAGCGUCCCCGAGAUUUCCUUUAUACGACAUUGACUAUGGAUGGGGGAAGCCUGCGGAAGUGCAGUUAGCAGACCUUUAUGAUAUUGGAAGCAUGGUUUUGUCAGCUCCAAAGGAUGGAACGAAAAGCAUUAUGGUAUCAACCUGCCUUCCUCAACACCAGAUGGACAUCUUACAUCACUUUCUCUUUUCAGAAAAAGUUUUAUUUCCAUCAGGUGUGGAGAAACAUCGGGUAUCAUAGUGGAGAACAUUCAAUUAUUCACAAAUGGUGGAAGAAUCACAUCUCAUCAUAUCACUUUGUUAAGUUUCCAAUAGAUCAAUGAUAAGAUUCACUUGUGUUGCUAUGUUCUAAUCUCUUAUUAAUGCUUAUGAUACAAUAUAUUUAUAUGGUUGGAGUGAUAAAUAGUUUCACUAGGGAGUGCUAGACAAAAUAGUUAUGAUUGAUGUUUUGAGCAAAGUCAAUUUGUGAUUAUAUAUAUUUGACGAUAUAAUUCAUUAUCAUAUCCUAAAAUGUUGUUAACUUGCCAUGAUUGUCAUGAUACUGGCAUGAUUAUAUAUUUAUAUUGUUUGUGAUAUUAUUUUAUGACC